GGAAUGGCUCCCGGCAUCACCCAGGGACAUGGGGGAUGAUGGAGACACUACGUACCCUGUGUGUCCAGGAUGGAGAGAACCAUACUAUUCCCCAGCAUGUACCCCUAGGGUGAGGGGUCAGGCGGCUGCAGUGGAGUGGGGGGAUGCUCAGGUGGAGGGCUCAGCCUCAGCUCAUGGAGGUGCCCACUGUCCUCCCUGGGGCUUGUGGUGUGCUCGCCACACUGGCCACAGCUCCUGACUGCCUGGGAAGGUGUCUGCCCUCCCCAUCUGCUCCAGCUGGCUCUGGGACACGCUCACCUGCACCAGGGCCAUGGUUCAACGGGUGGCCCUGAGCCCUGGGAAUGUCCAGCUGGGACCAGUGUUGUCCCAGGCCAGGGCUUCACGGCCACACGGGAAAACAGCUCUGGUGCCAACAGCUCUGAAACAGGCCUGGGGGCAGGGUGACCUCCCACACUCCAGGCACUGGCACCCAUCCCAGCACGUCCAGCCCCACUGCUACCCCAGCUGUGUGCCCACAAGCAGCCCCCUGUGCCCCCCAUCACAGCCCUGUGGUGCCCUCCAGCUCCACAAGCUGCAGCGAGAGCUGACACAACUCAUUACAGCGAUAGCCCAAGCACCCCAGGGUGCCUUUUGGCAGCACAUUCCCACAUACCUGCUUGCGUGGGGCAAGGUAGGUGCCAGCCUUGGCCCGUCACCGCUGCCUGCAGCUGGCAGAAGGCAGCAGGGGGACCUUGCCCUGCCUAGCUACAAGCCAUGCAGCUCCUGGCUGCUAUAAAGCUCGUAGCCCUGGGGGCAGAGCCAUGUCCUCCCAGGAUGGCGUUUCUGUGGGCAGUUGCCUGCCUGGCCCUUGCCAGCACCGUCUCAGGCUGCGGGGUGCCUGCCAUCAGCCCCUCAGUACACUACAGCGAGAGGAUCAUCAACGGUCAGAACGCGGUGCCCGGCUCAUGGCCCUGGCAGGUGUCCCUGCAGACCCGCUCCGGAUCCCACUUCUGCGGCGGCUCCUUGAUCAAUGAGAACUGGGUCGUCACGGCUGCCCACUGCGAAUUCAACCCAUACUCCCACGUUGUCAUCCUCGGGCAGUAUGACCGCAACUCCAACACAGAGUCCACUCAAGUGAAGACCGUGGUCAGGGCCAUCACGAACCCCAACUGGGACCCCUACACGCUCAACAACGACAUCACCCUGCUGAAGCUCUCCUCGCCCGCCCAGCUGGGACGCCGUGUGUCCCCCGUCUGCCUCCCCCCUGCCAACCUGGCUCUGCCCACCAACCUCCAGUGCGUCACCACCGGCUGGGGACGCACCAACACCAACUCCCAAGCCUUGGCAGUGCACCUGCAGCAGGUAACCGUGCCCUUGAUCUCCCGGAACCAGUGCAUGCAGUACUGGGGCAACCGGAUUAGCAGCUCCAUGCUCUGUGCCGGCGGGGUCGGUGCCUCCUCCUGCCAGGGUGACUCUGGUGGACCUCUGGUAUACCAGAACGGGAACGUCUGGACCUUGAUCGGCAUUGUCUCCUGGGGAAACAGCAACUGCAACGUCCGCGUGCCAGCCAUCUACACCCGCGUAAGCCAGUUCCGAAACUGGAUCGACUAUGUUGUUGCUCAGGCAUAAAGCCAGUGCCGGAUGGAUCCCUUCGCUGGGUGCUGCUGCUGGCAUGGGGAGCUUGGUAGAGCUGGCAAGGGGCUGAGCUGGAAGGGAGGCACCCCACCUCGUAAUAAAGUGUCAGCAUUUGCUUGUGCCAAGUGCUGCCUCUGGCUCCUUUCCUCUCGCCAUGCAGACCAGGGUGGAAGGCGCAUGGGGGAAGCCCGGGGCACCCUGUGGUUGGGUGCUCCUCUCCUGAAUCCCAGCACCUCCCAGAGCUGGAGCUCGGUGCCAAGCUGGGAUCCGCUGGGGAGGUACAGAAGGCAGCACACAAUGCUCAGGCAGAGCGGAGAGCUGGGCUGCAGCUCAAGGACUGCUUCAGGGGGUCUUCAAGCACAUAGAUCUACACCCUGGCACCAGCCCAGGGACCACCGCAGUGUUGAGGGUGGGUGAUGUU
Messenger RNA from Aquila chrysaetos chrysaetos, 2035 nucleotides. It is a transcript of the gene CTRL, whose product is annotated as chymotrypsin like. The coding region runs from base 754 to 1608 and encodes 284 amino acids. Lineage: Eukaryota; Metazoa; Chordata; Aves; Accipitriformes; Accipitridae. The record is from RefSeq and is a predicted model, not a curated record. The transcript is spliced from 7 exons. Gene Ontology annotation, biological process: proteolysis. Gene Ontology annotation, molecular function: serine-type endopeptidase activity.